Messenger RNA from Anas platyrhynchos (mallard), 10391 nucleotides. It is a transcript of the gene IGF2BP1, whose product is annotated as insulin like growth factor 2 mRNA binding protein 1. Lineage: Eukaryota; Metazoa; Chordata; Aves; Anseriformes; Anatidae. Gene Ontology annotation, molecular function: RNA binding. The record is from RefSeq and is a predicted model, not a curated record.
CUCAUUUUCCAGGUCGGUUUUAUUUAGAGGCGGUGCCCGGCUGCUGAGAGGCGUCCGGUGACACUCUAGUGCCACUCCACCGACUUGGGGGCCCCCAGAGCCGACGCCACCGCCUCCCUGCGCUCCGCCACCGCCCGCCGGAGCCGCCCGCCCCGCCGCACCCUUUCCUGGGAUCCCCCCAACAGUCGCCGCACCCCUCUCCAAAGACAAAUCCGUCAAACCAACAAAUCAAGCCGAACUAACAAAAACAAACAAACAAAACAAAAAAGGAUAGAAAAAAAGGAGGGGGCUUAAAAAAAAAAAUAAAAAGGACUCACCGAGCCUCCGCCCCUGCUGUGGGGUGGCAGAGCGCGGCCGGAGUCCGACGGUGCGGACGCACGGUGGAGCCCCCCCGGCAGCCGCGCUCCGAGCCCCGGCGCGCCGCCGCCCGCCCGCCGCCCCCAGCCGCCGCCGCCGCCCCGCCGGCAGCCACCAUGAACAAGCUGUACAUCGGGAACCUAAACGAGAACGUGACUCCGGCCGACUUGGAGAAAGUCUUCAACGACCACAAAAUUUCCUUCACAGGGCAGUUCCUGGUCAAGUCCGGCUAUGCCUUUGUGGACUGCCCCGACGAGCAGUGGGCCAUGAAAGCCAUCGAAACUUUUUCGGGGAAAGUGGAGCUUCAUGGAAAACAGCUAGAGAUUGAACAUUCAGUACCUAAAAAGCAAAGGAGCCGGAAAAUUCAAAUCAGAAACAUCCCACCCCAGUUGCGAUGGGAGGUCCUAGAUGGUUUGCUAGCUCAGUAUGGCACUGUAGAAAACUGUGAGCAAGUAAACACAGACAGCGAAACCGCCGUUGUUAACGUCACUUAUGCAAACCGGGAGCAGACCAGGCAAGCCAUCAUGAAGCUGAAUGGGCACCAGUUGGAGAACCAUGCUCUGAAGGUCUCCUACAUCCCUGAUGAGCAGUCCAUGCAAGGACCAGAGAAUGGGCGGCGGGGUGGGUUUGGGACACGUGGUGCCCCCAGGCAGGGUUCGCCUGUCACCGCAGGGGCACCGGUCAAACAGCAGCCAGUUGACAUUCCCCUCCGUCUUCUGGUGCCCACACAGUAUGUGGGUGCUAUCAUCGGCAAGGAAGGGGCCACCAUCAGGAACAUCACCAAGCAGACACAGUCCAAGAUUGAUGUGCACCGAAAAGAGAAUGCAGGAGCUGCAGAAAAAGCUAUCAGCAUCCACUCCACCCCUGAGGGCUGCUCUGCUGCCUGCAAAAUGAUUUUGGAGAUCAUGCAGAAGGAGGCAAAGGACACCAAGACAGCUGAUGAAGUGCCUCUGAAAAUCUUGGCCCAUAACAACUUUGUGGGGCGCCUGAUUGGCAAAGAAGGGCGAAACUUGAAGAAAGUGGAGCAGGACACAGAGACAAAAAUCACCAUCUCAUCAUUGCAGGACCUGACUCUGUACAACCCUGAAAGGACGAUCACGGUGAAAGGCUCCAUUGAGAACUGCUGCAAAGCAGAGCAGGAGAUCAUGAAGAAAGUGAGGGAAGCCUACGAGAACGAUGUAGCAGCCAUGAGCCUGCAAUCUCACCUCAUCCCUGGCCUUAACCUGGCUGCUGUUGGCCUCUUCCCUGCCUCCUCCAAUGCAGUACCUCCUCCUCCUAGCAGUGUCUCUGGAGCCGCGCCGUACAGCUCCUUCAUGCCUCCGGAGCAAGAGACGGUGCAUGUCUUCAUCCCUGCGCAGGCGGUUGGUGCGAUCAUUGGCAAGAAGGGCCAGCACAUCAAGCAGCUCUCCCGGUUUGCAAGUGCCUCUAUUAAGAUUGCACCCCCGGAGACGCCGGACUCCAAAGUGCGCAUGGUCAUCAUCACGGGCCCUCCAGAAGCUCAGUUCAAGGCACAAGGCAGGAUUUAUGGGAAGCUGAAGGAGGAAAACUUUUUUGGACCAAAGGAAGAAGUAAAGCUGGAGACACACAUCCGGGUCCCUGCCUCAUCUGCGGGGAGGGUCAUUGGCAAAGGAGGCAAAACUGUCAAUGAGCUGCAGAACCUGACAGCAGCAGAGGUGGUGGUACCACGGGAUCAGACCCCUGAUGAGAACGAGCAAGUCAUUGUGAAGAUCAUUGGGCACUUCUAUGCCAGCCAGAUGGCACAGCGCAAGAUCAGAGACAUUCUGGCCCAGGUGAAACAGCAACAUCAGAAGGGACAGAGCGGCCAGCUGCAAGCAAGGAGGAAAUAAGAGCAGCAAUGACACCAAUGUGAAAAGUGGAACAAGCCAAUGCUGGGCUUAAGAGUGGCUGGGAAUCAGUUACCAUAGACAGAUGCAAUUUUUUCAAUGACUGGUUGACAUUAAAAGGCAGUUUGGUUUCCAAGUUAGAGGGCUAGGUUAAGAAUCAGACCACGUAAUUUGAUCCAUUUUUAGGUCCCCAUGCCAGAACAGCUACUUAAAUGAACUGAGAGGUGCUGCGGUGCACUGGGAGAACCAGCUGUGCUGCUGAGGCUGGAGCACUGCAGGGUGCCAAGGAUGGGCAGUGCAGCAAACCUGCAACUGCCACAGCACUCAGCCCCUCUUCUGGGUGCAAUAUUUGCCUUCUCAUUUAAGUAGCUUUUGGAAGUACCACCCCAUCCAUCUCUGGCUCCCACCAGGGCUUCCCUGCAGUUGAAUCUCCCUGUACCUCCCUCCCUCUCCUGCCUUGGCAGCAUAGCUGAUGGAUAUUUCCAGAGAGCUAUUAAACCUUUUGGAGCAUUUGAUUAUUAUUUUUUUUUUUUUAAGAAACCAUAGCAAACUCACCAACUCCUUUUGGUAACAAGUUCCAUUGCGUGGGGGGAUAUUAAAAAAAAAAAAAAAAAAAAAGGCUGAGUGCCAAAUGGAUUAGGAUCCCUUGGGAGCUCUGAACCUAUUGAAUCUUAGGAACACCCAAGGGCAAGCUGGAGAAGUUCCCUCUCACCUGUGCUGUGUGCAGUGCCUUAGAAGCCAGGACAGCACCUCUAUUUUCCAGGAUAACUAUUUGUUUCAUUUGUUUUAAUGUUUGUUUUCAUUUUAGGUUAGUUUACUUUAAAGAAGUUUCAUUUGAAGCCUUUGAAAUAAUAGCAGAAGUGGCAUGUACAGCUAUAGCAGUGACCAUUUUCUCAGUGAUCUUAGCUGUGUAGGUGCCAACCUGUUCCAGAGAUGACGCAAAUUGCAUGGGGAAGGGAAGGGGUGAGGGAAGUGCUUUGGUUUUCCCUCCUUCCUUCAAGCAAAAGCAAUAAAACAACAAUAACAAAAGCAAAACAAAAAAAAAAAAAAAAAAAAAAAAAAAAAAAACCCUGCUUGGUAGGAAGUAUGAAUUAAUCUGCAUCUCUUUAGUAAUCAGAUUAUGUGAACUAAAUGCAUGCAGAGCAGUUCUGGAGUUCAGGAGAAAGCCAAAGGGAUUUGGGGGUGUAAAAGAGGACAGAUAUUUAAGGCUCUGGAUAUAUCAGGCAUUGAAAAAGAGCCUUGGCAGACUUGGCUCUUCAGUCCAGUUUUGCUGCUGAACCAGGGCAUGCUUUUGCCCCGACAUCUCUGGCAUUUGGCGCAAGGAGGGGCAGCAGCUCCUUUGCAAAGUCCUCUGCAGGUGGCUGGGGAUGUGAACUCAGCCUCAGUUUCCCUACCUGGAGCAAGAGACUUGUGCCCUGAAAUCCUGCUGGUGUCUCUAGGGCUCAGCCACAGGUGGGUGUGUGGCAACACAACUUUUUUGGUUUUGCUUUAAAAAACAACAACAAAAAAACAAGGGGAAUAUUGUUAACAAACUUGGGAUAGGCAAGUUUGUUUUAACUCUCCUGGGGUUAUUUGAUGUUCCCCUCCACCCAAAUCUCUCUAGGUGGAGAAAAAUAUUCUUGAAAUGUGGCACAUUAAAAGAUUUUUUUUUUCCUUAUUUCAAAAACAAAACAACGCAACCACCACCACCCUUCUUUCUGUGGUAAGAAUAACUGUUCUCAUGAGACAGUACCAAAUAUAUACGUCAAACACAUGUAAGAUGGUUACUGAUUCCCGUCACUCUUAUGAAGAUUUUAUAUUUUAGAUAUAUUUUAAUGGUUUGUUUUUAAUUCUGAGUAUUUGGAAGGGACAGUAACUGCUGUGAUUGCCUCUUCCAUGCGGUGUAAGGUCUUGUCUCUACACAGGGGCUGGGGCAGGGCUUGGUGUGCAUUCCUUGCUGUGGCAGAGGGGCCCUGGUCCUUUGCAGCCCCUGGCCGUGGUUCUGACUGGAGCAGGGGGAGCUGCAUGCCAGUUAAAGCCUGUGCCAUGUUUCUCUGUAAUCCAGCCCAAAUGUUGGUUGAUGCUAGUUUUCCUUCAAAUUGGGGUGGGGGUUAGAAAAGCAAAAUUAUUUCUGGCUCUGGGGGAAGGUGGCGCAGCCUGGAGCCUGCAGUGUGCUGUGCGGAGAGGGGCAAAGCAGGCACCCCAGGAGGCAGGAGGAGACCUGGGAGUGGCCUUGGGUGAGCUGAUUCAAGGCUUAAAAAGAGGGAAUUGGAAAUAAACCUUGCACUGAUGCUUUUACCAUUUCUUUCUGAAAUGGAGACCAGACCUCCCAUCUGAGCAGACGUUUUCCUGGGUGCAUCCUCCAAAGCGAGAACUGGCUUUGAAUUUGGAUCAUGCAGCAUCAGGAAGGCGGGUGGUUUAUUGAUAAGGGAACACGGCAGCAGUUACUGUCCUUUUAGACAUUGCAACAACAACAAGGUGUAGAGGAAGGCCAGAUAUUGCUGUGUGUUUGAGCAACAAGAAAAAAAAAAUAAGAGGGGAAAAAAAAAAGCUACCUCAAGGUAUGAAGUUACCUCAGCAAUUUUUUUUGGGGGGGUGGGCUUGCUGAUAUUUUAUAUAAAAGCUGAUAGUCUUGAAUAUUUUAUUUUUUUAAUGAAAAGAGAAGUUAAGUUUCAUAAUUUCUUAUGAGCCAGGAGUUAUGGGCAGGUAACCAAGUGUUAUGAGCUCUCUAUGGAGAACGACAGAAACUUCAGACAUAGUGGAAAAGAUGGCAGCAGCAUAUUAUUUUGGCCUUUUAAAGCCAGAAAUGAAUUUUAGCAUGACACAAGAGCUGUCGGAUGUCGCGACUCUUUGAGAACUUGGACAAAUUGGAGCCCACCAACUUUUUCAGUUGGAAAGACUUUUUUUUUUUUUUUUCCUCAAUAUAAAAACAAAUGAAAAAGCCACUGGAUGAAAGGCCUUUGUCCAUCCAACUCCAUCAGGAAACCAAAUUGUUAAAGCGCCUGGAAUCAGAAAUCUUUUACUAAAGGCAAUAUGAGGAUAGACUUACCAUCAAGCACCAUUCCUAGGCAUCAAGCUGGCUAUGCUAAGUGGGGUACAUGGGGUUUGCUGAUAUUUAAACUGUGCCAGCUUGGGCAAUUUUACAAACAGUUGUAAGCCGUAUCUUUCAAAAUGCGAACAAAUUGGUUUCUGUGUUGACGCAGAGGAAGUCUCAAACCAUCUUCUCCACUAUGAUGCUGUUAAAUAUUUUACAGAGAUUUACCUCAGUUUUACUGAGGAUAAUCAAUCAAAAAAAAAAAAAAGAGAACAACAGAAAUAAAUGGGAGCUACCUUUUUUAUACAAACACACGCUAAGGAGAGAGAAAAAGUGAACAACCCUAAUGAAUGAUAGGUGUGAACCUCUCCCUGUCUGCUUGAGGAGGUUCAUGUGCUUUUUUUCUUUUAAAAAAAAAAAAAAAAAGAAAAAAAGAAAAAAAGUCCCAUCUUGUUAUUUUUUCAUUAUACCUGCAGGAAAACAACCCUUCCUUGAGUAUUAAUUGGAAAUAUAUCGUUGGUGUUAAAGUCAAUUUGUAAAUGGCCAGCUGGCUCCCCAGCCUCACUCCUCUCUUCCGCUCCUAAACCCCACAGAAAUUUUGGGUGCAUGAGGAACACAGGAUCAGGCUCACCUGUAGUGAUGGAGAAGUGCUGGCCCUUUUCCAAAGAGAUGGGAACAAAGGAGCAAAGCUAGGCAGUGGCAGCAGAAGGAAACCCCUGCCCACCUGUGCAGCACCUUCACUGGUACCCCUCCACAAGAAGGUGCUUCUGCCUGUUUUUCCUUCUCUUCCAGAGACUGGCAUUUGUCCUAGGAAAAACGGUUUCUUAUUUAAAUCUCUGGCUCUCUACUUUUUACAGCCUUGCAUAAAUCAGUGCAUUCAGACAUCGGUGAUUAUAUUUGUAUUUUCCAACGGCAAGUGUUUUUGAUAACUGGUGCGAACUAUCAUUGAGGGGAAAAAAAAAAAAAGAAAAAAAAACCACAAUACUGAUAAUCAGAUUGUUGCAGUGAGAAGAUCUUGACACAUACCUGAAGUCUGAUGAUUCAGGGACACCUUUGAUGCUUUUCACCAGCAAAGGGCUGCAGGCACAAAGACACCUCAAGGCUGAUCCCUUUGCCACCAUUGCCUGAGGCUGUCUUUGUGGCAGCUAAGACAUCACUGGUGCUGUCACAUAAGAGUGAGUGGUUCUUUUGGGAAUAUCAUUGUUUCCCUGAGGGAAGGCAGCAUCAGCUGUGGUUUCAUAAGGCAGACCUAGUUGCCGGGAAAAGGCAAGUCUGCUGCUGGCCGUUUCUCUUCUCCCCAGGUUGGGGAAGCACUUAAAUACCUGCUUAAAUUCCUACUGACAUCCCAUUGAGUUCAACAGGACUUCUGGAAAGCAACUUUGCUUUAUAAAGUUAUUCGCAGUAAGGAAGAUACCUCUAAGCACCUCUGUAUUUCUCCAGAGCCAACCUGAGCUGGGAACAGCUAAACCAGCAUAAACCAGGAUCCCCAUCCAGACUAGUCAUGAGGGCCAGGGGAAGGAGAUGCAAGCAAGCUUUGAAUUAGGCUUGGAGUGAAAAGCAGGAAACAAAUCCCUAGUAAAACCUGAAAGCAAGCAGAAAGGAGGAUAACUCCUCUUCAGUACCUCCUUCCUGACAGCUACUCUCUUUGCACUGGAAAAAUAGGCAAUCUGGAGGGAACCUCCCAUAGGAGCCCUUCAAUAGCAAGAAAAUCAACCCACAUCCACUGUCUGCUACAUCUGAUGAAGCCAGACUAGGACACAGCAGGGACCCAGGGCAGAUGCUUGCUUGUGGCUUCAUCUUCACUGAGGACCAGGGUGGUGAGCAGCACCAAUUGCUCCUCUCCUGAGCUGCUGCCUCACUUUUGUACUAUAAGAUUUUUUUCUGCCUCAUUUUAUCCUCUUCCCCACUCCCCUCCCUUCCCCCCCCGCCCCCCAGGAGGUAGCAAACCCAGCCCUGCUCAUCCUAGGUGCUGGAAGGGGUGGGUGCAUGGCAGGGCAGUUUGUUUCUUGAAAUUGUCCUUUCCUGUCAGAUUAGAAAGUUUUUAAUCUGAAGCAGGGGCAGGCAUGUAUGGAGCCUCUGGGAUAGGAGAGGGGGAGUUUCUGGUUGCUGUCCUGGGGCUCAUCAGAUUGUGCCAGGGUGGGAGCUUCAGGCAGGAAGCGGUGCAUGGGUAGAGCAGGGAGUUUGUUUCCCAGCUGUGCCACUGGCUGGCUCUGAGGUCGUAGGGCAAAACAGAAAGAAAGCAAAUAAAUAAAUCUCUGUGCAUCAGUUUCUCCCCAGUGGGAGUAAUACUUCUUACCUACCUCACAGGCACGUUGUGAGGAUUAACAAAUUAAUGUCUCUGAAGCACUUUGUGAUCCUCAGUUCCAUAUACUAGGCAAAAUAUUGUUGCCAGGACUAUCAACCAUGGUGCUAUGUGGAUUUUUGGGGGUUCAUCUCAUUUUAAUGCUAUCAUAAUCUUGUUUUGUCAUUCAGCUAGGGAAAAAGAGAAAACAAACAACAACAACAAAAAAAAGCCAAGCAAACAAACAACAAAACCCAACACUUGUUUUUCUCUUCCAAGUUCUGACCACUUUCUCAUCCCCAAAGUGCAACUGAGGUAGGGAAGUGAGUUGGGGUUCAGCAGCAACAACUGAGCCAUGCUCCCUCCUGGCAGUCAUGAUUGCAGUCUGACUGCACUGACAGGCUUGAAAAAGUUUUACAGAGUCAAAAAAGAUGAAAAUCCAUUGUAAAUACUGAAAAGAAACUGCUUCUAACAUACACGUCAUGUUUCCUGGGCAUUACAUUUUGGUUGUGUUUUAAGUUUUGAGUGGGGGAAAGAAAAAUCAGUAUAAGUUAGUCAGUUCCUCAGUGCCAGAAUAAAAUUCUCUUUUAAUUUCUAGCUCCAAAUAUUGUGUUUUCUAGCUUCUGAAAAAAAUAGUUCAGAAAUGCAGACUUGUUGUAAAACAGUUGAAGAUGUAAAUUUAAUUUCUUUGUUUUUAAUGUAGUUCUUCCCUAUCUGUCCCCUGGUGGUUCACAGAAAAGGCUUUUAAUAUUUUUGGAACUUUUUUUAUUUUUUAUUUUUAUUUUCCCCCCCCAAAAAAUAGUAACUGAGAUUUUGGGAUGUGUGGGAUUUUUUUUUUCUUUCUUUCCCCCAUUGUGGCUUUUGUUUUGUUUGGAUGAAAUCAGCGUGAGCCUGUGAAAAGUGCAGGUCCCUGAGAGGGCAUAAGAAUAUUUAAACAUCUUAAUUAUGUGCUUGGUUCUGAAGGCAGCUCGGGCAGAGCAAAUGGCUGGGAUGUGCUGUGCCCAGCCUGGCCCUGGGCUUUGCUGGAGGUGAAGAACACAGAUUUGCUAUGAGAGAAGGGCAUGGUGACUGGCAGCGUGAAUUAGUGCAUGGAAGUUUCAAUUCCAUUUCAAUUAAGCCUGACUGUCGAAAGUGGGUGGAAAAGUGCCCAGUGCUUAGGAAACUGCCUCCAAGCAGGUGCUUGCAAAUAAACAUGUUCAAGGCUCAAAUGAAUUCGGGAUGUCAGAUGGGCAGACCUGUGCAGCAGCUCACUGGGAGCAGAGCACCACAACAGGAUAAUUAUUGUUAGGCAAAAUGAGGAUCUAAAGUUGCAAAACUCUCUUGAAGGAGUUAGCUGCUGUGGUACAGUGUGUAGGAGAUGCACGUAGGAGAUGCACAUCAAUGAUGUGUAGGGAGGGAAAAAUGAAUCCCAACUCAGCCUUGAAUAAGCCUUUCUUACUAGUUUUGGUGUUUAUUUUUUGUUUGUUUGUUUGUUUUUAAUAAUUUGUGAUUAUGGGUAAGAUCUGGAGCAGAGCAAAACCACCCAGAGGCUCUUAAAUUGCGAUUUUCGGAGAACAUGCAGAUGCAAGCUGGAAAUGUACACCUGUGACCUGUCUCAAGGCUGACCCAAUUGACACACAGGGAGGGUCUGGCACCACUGCCACAUGGGAACUGCCUUGGUACAGUCUUCAAACACAUCAGAAGACACAUCCUUCCAGGUAGUGGAGAGGCAGGUUUGGUACCCUGUCCUUCCACUCCACAGUUAGGGAGCGUUGCAGUAUAGAAGAGGAAAGAGAUCUUAUGAGGAAGGCUCCUGGGACCAUUGGUUUGGGAGAGUUGCUGGUCAGGAUGGGUGGUAAAUUGGACUCCUUGAAAGUCAUUGCUGACUUUAGUGUGCAUUUGAACCCUGCUGCUUUACUGUACCUUAAUGAUUUUUUUUUUUUUUAAUUUUCUUGAAGACAAAUACCUCUCCGAGUUGUGGCAGGGCAUGCCAGGAUGCUUUGCCUGGUCUGCAGUGGCAGCCUGUCCCUGCUAUCUAUUGUGGCAGAGCAGUGGAUUAUGAACUGUAGAAAGUAUUUGUGAGCUGCAUUAGCAAAGUAUCAACAUGACCUAAAGAUUAAAGGAAUUUUUUUUUGCUAAAACAAAGCAAACAAACAAACAAACAAACAAAAAACAACAAAUUAAGACCCCAGAGUCAGCUGUAUGACAGAAUUGAAGCCAUUUUUUGACCGGUUUGGGUAAAUGUUUUUGAAAAGCAACACUAAGUCCAGCAGGACAUAGUUGGUAAAUGUUUUCCAUAGGGAUGCAGCAGCAUGGAGUGGGGAAGGGCUCACUGAGAGCUGCUGGCAGCACAGGAGCACAGCAGGUGCCGUAUCCUGGAGGAGGUGGAGAGCAGCACUGGGUGCAUCCAGCUCCUGUUGCUGUUCGUGGAUUGUCCCAGAAAACUGGUGGGAUUGGCUGGAAUCAGUGCAGAAGCUAACUGUCAAAAUCACCGUAAUGUGUUUAAGUGUUCGUUACCAAGCAAUUAAGCAUAUUGUUUCAUUUGAAAUGUAUCUGGAUUCAUUAUGAGAUCAGAUUUGUUGACUUCAGGAGGAAAUCUGGCCCUAAAACAUGACACGUACUGCCCCCCCCCCCCAACAUUGCUUCUUUAACCAGCUCUGUUAGGCUGAAUUGAAAACUGACAAAUUUUAGGGUCACUCCAGGUGAGGCAAAACCCCAGAUGAAACCCUAGAGUUUCUUGAAAGCCCCAAAUGGCUGGUGCCUGUGGAGUUUGCCAGCUUCACUGCAUGUCAAACACAGGGGCAUGACCUUAUAUAUAACCAAGUCAUUUUUGUUUAUCUACCUCUUAGCAACAAUAGAUUAAAACUAGAUAGUGGCAACUCCACAUGCUGUAGUGUAGGGAAAAAAAAAAAAAAAA